AUGUCAGAGCUCUGUCCACCCUGGGCGCCAUUCUUCGGCUUUGCUGGCGUAGCCAGUGCGAUGAUCUUCUCGACCGUUGGAGCGGCUUACGGAACUUCGAAAGCUGGUAUAGGAAUCGCAGGUUUAGGUACAUUCAGACCCGAUCUGAUUAUGAAGUCCUUGAUUCCUGUUGUCAUGUCCGGUAUUAUCGCCGUGUAUGGAUUAGUAGUAUCAGUGUUGAUUGCCGGUAACAUAUCGCCCACCGAACCAUAUUCAUUAUUCGCUGGGUUUAUCCAUCUCGCCGCUGGUUUAGCAUGUGGUUUCACUGGUCUAGCUGCGGGUUAUGCUAUCGGAAUAGUUGGAGAUGCUUGUGUCAGAGCAUAUCUCUACGAAUCAAAAGUAUUUGUAUCGAUGGUUUUGAUCCUCAUCUUCGCUGAAGUUAUCGGUCUUUACGGUCUCAUCGUCGCUUUGAUCCUCAACACGGCAGUUGGAGAAGCAGUGUGCGGUGCCACAUAA
This is a messenger RNA of Kwoniella botswanensis, 495 nucleotides long. RefSeq names its product V-type proton ATPase proteolipid subunit 2. Lineage: Eukaryota; Fungi; Basidiomycota; Tremellomycetes; Tremellales; Cryptococcaceae. Gene Ontology annotation, molecular function: proton-transporting ATPase activity, rotational mechanism. Gene Ontology annotation, biological process: proton transmembrane transport. Bases 1 to 495 code for a protein of 164 amino acids. The transcript is spliced from 11 exons. The record is from RefSeq and is a predicted model, not a curated record. Gene Ontology annotation, cellular component: proton-transporting V-type ATPase, V0 domain; membrane.